This is a messenger RNA of Pseudoliparis swirei, 1722 nucleotides long. Its product is annotated as mid1-interacting protein 1-B-like. The transcript has a single exon. Lineage: Eukaryota; Metazoa; Chordata; Actinopteri; Perciformes; Liparidae. The coding region runs from base 385 to 885 and encodes 166 amino acids. Gene Ontology annotation, cellular component: cytosol. The record is from RefSeq and is a predicted model, not a curated record. Gene Ontology annotation, biological process: regulation of lipid biosynthetic process.
AGCAACUCGUCUGCUAUGCCGGGUGCUAUUACAGGUCAUUUGGAUCCGGUUUCAAUUGCAGUGGCAGAACUUGACAAACAGGUCGUGGCACCGCCUUCAGACCAACACCUGUAUUUUCCGAUCCUUUAUAAAAACGCACCCAGCCUCCCCGCAGACUAGAAACCACGACAAGGGCUCCAGCACUCAUCAGGGGCGAAACUGACGUCGCCUGAUUUACAGCACAGCCAAUCCCCGCUGCAGCUUCACUGACAGCCAGACGCUCCUCUCUAAGCCGAUCCACUCGGAAUUAGAGCGCCGCUCUCGCAGAGGAGAAACCAAACAAGGCGAGAAACUCGGGUCGCUUUCAUUUCCCCCCCCAAAAAACAACAACAACCUCUCGUCAACAUGAUGAUGCAGCUGCCAGAAUCCUACAUCCAGAAGAACUCCCUCUUCAACGCCAUGAACCGCUUCAUCGGCGCGGUCAACAACAUGGACCAGACCGUCAUGUUGCCCAGCAUGCUGCGGGACGUCCCGCUGGAGGAGGACAGGGAGAUGAGCUCCCUGAAGUCGGACGAGGACGAGGGGGACAUGUACAGCUACUACCAGCUGCUCAAGUCCAUCCGCAGCGACGUGGAGUUGGGGGUGCGUUGCGAGGCGGCCGACGGGAGGCGCAAGGAGGGCAUGGUGAUCAGCCGCAUGAACUCGUCCGCGUCCAUCGCCUCCAGCCUGUCGCUGUCGUCGUCAGAGGAGGAGUACGAAGAGGAGGAGGAGGACGAGGACGAGGACUUGCAGAAGCAGGUCCAGUACCACCUGACCGGGCUGCAAGGAGUGCUGUCCAAGCUCACGCUGCAGGCCGACUUCCUCACCAAGCGCUACAAGCAGGAGGUCGGGAUCGGCCAGUACUGAGAGCCCACUUUAAAAAAAAUUGUAUUACACUUCUCUAUGGGCCUUAUUACUACUGAUGAAAUUUGUGAAAGAACAUUUGAAUGGUAGAGAACAAAAAGUGGGUCAUUUUCUAUCUGUGUGGGCUCUUAUGUGGUAUUAUUGACUGCGGAUGUGUCGAUGCGAGAAGGAAGCGUGGUGCGCACUCCAACAGUUGGGUCCGCAUCGCGCCUUAAUCCCCGUGGCGCACAGAUGAAACAUAUUUAAAACUUUUGAAAAAAACAAAAAACAACCUUUUUUGUAUUUAAUGUAUUAUUUAUUACCUCACGCUGAAUAGCGUGUGAGCCUAAAUGUUGUGUCGAAAGCCGGAGAAGGAGGAGAGGACUGCAUGAACCCGCACGGCCCCGCGCGGUCUGAACCGAUACUGACGAAAGAUUCGGCUUCCUGUUUGUGUCGCCGAGGAUGUCAGUGUGUUCAGACGCACGUGGACCCGUGUGUGUGUGUGAUCGGUUCCCCCCUUCAAAUCGGACGUGUCUGUUGUGUCUGUUGUGUCUUUAGACUCCUCUCGCGCGGAGGGAGGCAGAUGCUCACUGCCUGUGAUCUCCUCGUGCCCCACAUGGCCAAUGAACCAGAAAUGAUGCUUCUCUGCAUGCAGAGAAUAAUGAGGGGGGGGGGGGUUCCCACCAAGAUGCUGUUGUUGUCAUUGUCAUUUAUUUGCUAUUAUUAUUAAUAUUAUUAUUAUGCCAUUGUUUGUGUCCAUCUGUCGAAAAUAAGCGUAUGCGUUUAUGCACCUUCUGCACUACUUUUGUACUGAUAACAUUUGUUUCUAAAAAAGAGAAAAUAAACUUUUAUAUGAAUUUA